Colletotrichum godetiae is the source of this 1098-nucleotide messenger RNA. RefSeq lists its product as uncharacterized. Lineage: Eukaryota; Fungi; Ascomycota; Sordariomycetes; Glomerellales; Glomerellaceae. The transcript has a single exon. Bases 248 to 790 code for a protein of 180 amino acids. The record is from RefSeq and is a predicted model, not a curated record.
GUGUCGCAUCUCAUGAGCGGGGCAUGUUGAUGAAUGCGAGCAAGAACCUUGGAUAUGGGUGAUUAUUUGUAUGUUUGUUGAGGUUGAUGAUGGAUUGAGUAUAAGAUAUAAGUCCGCCAGGAACGAGUUCCGAUCCGCACUCAACAACAUCCGUUGAUCAUCACCGUACACUUCUAUCACGCACCACCCGGAGCUCACUCGAGAGGAUCCUCAAGCAUAUCCACCAGUCAUCAUCAACCUCACGACGAUGUCCGACCGAACAAAUCCCAACAACUCACGACAAGCAACGCCUCUACCUCCCGCCCGCCUCAUAACAACAGGCCACACCGCAGACGGCACCUCAAUCUUCACAUCCGACGCCAUACUCCCGCCCUUCCACCCCUUCGGCCCCCAAGCAAGCAGCUUCACCUCCUUCCACACGACUCCAACUCUCCCAGCCUCCAACUUACCCAACAUCCCUCUGCAAACUUUAUCAACCUCCCUACCGCGUGCGCCCACGGCAGGGACAUACUUCUGCCUCACGGAUUUCCCGCCGCGGUAUAAGGCGCCUAUGCACCGGACCCUCAGCAUCGACUACGCGUGUGUGCUGGCUGGAGAGAUUGUGAUACGUCUUGAUGGCGGGGAAGAGAAGGUUGUUAGGGCGGGAGAGGUUAUGGUUCAGGGAGGGGUGAAUCAUGAGUGGGUCAAUGCGUCGGACGGGUUUACGAGGGUUCUGUUUGUUAUGGUUGGGGCUGAGGCUGUGGUUCUUGAUGAUGGGCGAAGGUUGGAAGAGACCGUUUUCAAAAAAUGAGGGUCGGGUCUGUGGACUGUAGUGGUGUUGUUUCAACCGUGGCUGGCUUUCGUCUGUUUCGAUAAGUUUCUUCUCUGAAUCCGUCCCUCCCUGUUAGUUUUUGACCCCUUCUUAGAUCACAGUGUACUGGUGGCAUGUCCAAAGGUGUACGGGACGCUGAGGUGUUACUCCAGACAACAUCAGUUGAUUAUGAGAAUUAUGAGAAGCAACCAGACUUUACACAGCAAAUCCCUUUCUCUAUUACUUUUCACGCAAACUGCGUAUAGUUCUGAGAUUGCCCCGUGAUUCCCACUCAACGAUUCAAGUAG